GCCUCGCGGAGAAGGUUCCGGUUUCCGGCCGGAGGGCUUCCAAGAACAGCGCCCCAGCGUGGGUCGGAGCGGGAGCGCCACGGAGGCGGCGGCGGCGGCUGUUCCAGUUCCGGUUACGCGAGAUGCCUGUUAAAAGAUCCCUGAAGUUGGACCUCUUAUUACAGGAAAAUUCCCCCAAAUCUCGGCAAACCAGAAGACAGUUUAUAGCUUCUUACUCACCAACAACAGGAACUCGUCAAAUCAGCCCACGUUCAUCUCCCCAAAAUCAAAAGGGGCGAGAGUUCAGAAAUGGACCACCAAAUGAGCAAAUGGCACUGGAGCCGACUCGCACAUUCCCCAGAAGAGGGCAGCCUCGGGCAGAAGGCAAAGAUGACAUCAUGAUAUUACUCUAUAAAAUUGACAGAUCCUUAGAAAAAUUCACGGAAACAUGGCAAAGUUUAAAACAUUUACAGGCCUUGGUGGGCCGGCCAGAGCUGGAAAGUCUCAUCGGUCUUUCCUGUACAUCAUUGGACUUGAAAAGCGAAGUGCAGAAGACCAGAGAACUGAUGAUGAAAGUAAGACAACAGAAACAGCUGAAAAAGAAAACACCAAAACACUUCCCAAGAGUGUUCACUCCUGUGCAUCUCCUGGCUUCCACCAAACCCCCAGAGAGACACUUGUCAGGCUUCCGACCAUUGUCCUCUGUUUACCAGUGCUUUUGUAACAAGAUGUACAGGUCAUUUAAAAAAUGACUGCUUUCAACUUACCCAGGGGCUUAAUGAAAUACUUCAACUGGUACAUGAAUAUUCAGGGACUCCUCUGUCAUUUCUACUGGGUUCAAAACUUCCUUGCUCUGUGUCACUUGAUCAUUUAAAUAAUUUGUAGACGGAUGGUCAGGCUAGACUCACUUAGCAACAAUUAUGUUCAAGAGAGGCCUGAGCAGAGUGCUCCGACAUUGCAGAUAGCCAGGUACUGUGUAUGUGCUGAUGACAACAAAAUGGAAAAGAAAGACUGUAAUAAUUCUGACUGGUUUUCUCUGCAGAAGGUAUUGAUUAUUUGUGUGUGGUGAGAGAUUUGGAAAAUUCAAUUAAAGGACUUGUGCAAAGGUUUCAUAAAUUCUCCUUCUCCAGCGUGUACACAGACAUUGUUGCGUAUUAAAUCAAUGCAGCACUUCACAAUAUAUUUUCUUUGAAACAUAAAAAUAAAUAACAUUUAAACAGUUCUGCUUACUACAGAAACAAAUUUGAUUCUGUGAGAAGCAUUUCGUCAUGUGCUAUCACUGACUCACACACAUUUGCCCGCUCUAACAAAUUUUACCGACAUUUUCUCCAGAGACAUAUCUCAGAUGCUGUGAAUGUUUAAAUGAGCAGAUGGGCAAGAAGGGAUGUCAGCAAUAUAAAAAUUGAUCAGUUAAAAGAUAAAAGCAUAAGUAAAGAGAUUUGUAUGGUAGUCUUAAUAGGUUUUAUUAAAUAAAAAUACUAUAAAAAGACAGUAAUGAAUAGACCGAAGGCUUUAACUGUGCUUGAGGUGGAGAAAAUUAUUCUGCUACAUUUAGGAGAAGAUUGGUUUUAUAUCACCUGACAGGUGAACAUUUUUUUUCCUGUUUUAGCUCUGUAAAUGUUAUAGAGUACUAGAACUUGUCUUUCCUCUGUCCUCUCCAACCUCACCCCACUCACCUAAAACUCCCCCCAAUUUAAGAGGAUAGACAAGGUUUUGGGGUUGGUGGUUUAUUUUCAUAUAUAUACAUAUACACACACACACAUGUAUAUAUGUGUGUGUAUAUAUAUAUAAUCUGUGAAAUACAUAAUAAUACUGGUGGGUUGCAUAGUAAUUAAGAGUAGGGAGGGGAAUGGAAGAGACAUUUGAUUGAUUUUAGGCCUCACAUUGAAGAAAAAAAUUGGUUUUAUUCAAAUCAUAAGGGAGGGGAAACAAUCCAGAGGAAAGCCAAGAUUUUCACAUUAGUCACUUAGAAAUUAAAUUCAACUAUAAUCUAGAAGAAAGUAGAGGGGCAGCUAGGUGGUG
Messenger RNA from Dromiciops gliroides (monito del monte), 2001 nucleotides. It is a transcript of the gene ITGB3BP, whose product is annotated as integrin subunit beta 3 binding protein. Lineage: Eukaryota; Metazoa; Chordata; Mammalia; Microbiotheria; Microbiotheriidae. Gene Ontology annotation, biological process: regulation of DNA-templated transcription; CENP-A containing chromatin assembly. The record is from RefSeq and is a predicted model, not a curated record. Gene Ontology annotation, cellular component: nucleoplasm. The transcript has 8 exons. Bases 123 to 731 code for a protein of 202 amino acids.